GGUGACCGGAAAAAGAAGCUGGCUGAGGCAUUCUGGGAUAGUGGCGGACCCAACAACACUUCUACUGUGAUGGCGACCAAUAUCGAGCAGAUUUUCAGGGAUUUUGUAAUGAAUAAGAUUAAAGAAAUCGAAGAUGAAACUCAAGAAACCAGUGUUGCAGAAGAGCCACAGUCUCAACUUAUGACGGAGACGAGAGAAGAUGGACUUGAGGAAGAAAAAAUGAACAUACCAACAGAUAAAGUCACGCAUACGGACCUCCAAGAUAACCAUGAUAAAGAGGACACCAGCACUAAACACAGGAAGAGUAAAAAGCACAAAAAACACAAAAGCAAAAAGAAGAAAAAGAAACACAAAGAAGGAAAAGACAGCAGCUCCGACAAAGAGUCUGACAAAGAGACUCAAGAAAGUGGAAACAAACAGAAAAGAAAGAAAAAGAAAAGAAAGAAAAAGACAAAAAGCAAAGAUACAGACAAAGUUAAAAGGUUUGGCUCUCGAACCGAAAGCUCUUCAGCAUCGGUUUCUGAAUCCGAGUCCGAAUUGAAACCUUCAAGUGAAAAUACAAAGUCCUCUUCAGCAGCUCAGACUUCGCAGACUAAGCCUCAGGAGUUGCCUGACAUUAUCCCCAAGAUGGAGAAUUCGGUCCACAAACACAGAUACAAUGAAAAGCCCAAGGAGAAGAAAAAAAGUUCUAGCAGGAGAUCUAAAAGUAAAGAGAGUUCCAGAGGAAGACGAUCCAGAUCCAGAUCACCCAGACGGAAGUUUGAACGCAGGUCGAGAUCUUCAAACCGACAACGGAGAUCAAAAUCUAGAAAGAGAUCUAUUCAACGGAGCGACCGAAGUAGAUCGAGGUCCAGGUCUCAUUCUGUCAUAAGAGGCAAGCGUUCAAGAUCUAGGCGAACUAGAUCAAGGUCUGUUGUAAUCUUAAAAAGGAACAGAAAGUCUACAUCGAAAUCUAAGUCUCGCUCACCACAGCGUAGACGCCGUUCAAGGAGUAAGUCUCAAAGCAGAACGAAACCUUCAAUGUCAAGGUCCGUUUCGAAGUCAAAGACUGAUUUGAAACCAGAAACGGAGUCAGAUCCAAUGGAUGGAAGUAAAAGUUCUGAAAUGCAAACAGAUGUGUCUCAAGAUGCAACUGAGGAUAGAAAAAGUCCAACAGUGGCUGUAAAAUCUGAAACGGCAUCCAACAUCUCCAACGUGACUGGCUUUAAAGGAUCUUGGCGACCAGUUCCUUUCUUGGAAGAGCCGUCUGAGACCAACUCUUCCCAAAAGUGCGUUACACCCGAGAUGCCUUUGGCAGUGACCAAUGUAUCCGAAGAACCUUCAACGUUCUCCACCACUGCGCCAAAAGAUUCACAGUGUGCCGCCAACCCCGAGAAGAAAGAAACCAACGUAGAUCCAACAUUAACAUCGCCAUCCAAAUCUCCCAGUCACGAAACAUCCUCAAGAUCCAAAGCGGCCACAUCAACAUCGCCAUCGAAAAAGAGGAAAUCCCGGUCGUCUUCACGAAAGUCUCGGUCGCCCUCCGAAAGGAAAUCGCACAAGUCUCGAGUGAGGAGCAAGCGCUCAAAAUCGCGGUCUCCUAAGAAGAAAAAAAAGUCGAGAUCUCGUUCGCGCAGCCGUCGGAGGAAAUCCCGAACCCCAGACAGAAGCAGACGGUCGAAAUCGAGAAAUAGGUCACGCUCGCGUUCGAAGAGGAGAUCCCGAUCCCGAUCCGGCUCGCGCUGGAGAAGAGGUUUUGGAAGCCGGGUGCUGAACCAGCGGGAUCGAUGGAAACGGGAACCCAGUCGAUCUCCGGUCCUCAUUCUCCGUAAGAAAAGAUCAGCGUCUGGGACUCGACGUAGCACCAGCAAGACGCCUCCACGUCUUACAGAACUUGAUAAGGAGCAGUUGCUGGAAAUAGCUAAGGCUAAUGCUGCGGCUAUGUGUGCCAAGGCCGGCGUGCCGAUCCCAGAGAGUCUCAGGCCCAGAUCUAUUCUUCAGAUGCCCUUGCAAACCUCAAAUCCCUCGUCCUUGUCUCUACAGUUGCCAGUGAUGUCAAGCAUGACGAUGAACGCUGCUAUGGCUAGCAUGACUGCGGCCACUAUGACCGCUGCUUUGUCCAGCAUGGGUGCCUUGGCUUCCCUGCCACAAAUGGCUCCGUUACCGACGAUCGUCAACAAGCCGCCAUCUUCAUCCACACCAAAUCUCGCCAGCAUCGAAGAAGCCAAAAAGAAAGUAACGAAACAGGCGAACAGCUUCAGCAUUAAAGAGCUAACCGAGAGAUGCAAGAAGAUCGCCGAGAGUAAGGAAGAGAUGGCCAUCGCAAAACCUCACGUGUCGGACGAUGAAGAGGAUGAAAGGCUAAUCGGAGCUUCCCUUAAGGAGAAUAAGGGCAUCGCGUUCAGUCUCGGCAGCACCUUCAUAAAGCCGGGCGUCCGAACCGAAGCGGUGUUUGCAAAGGAGUUCCCAGUGUCCUCCGGCUCCCAGCACAGGAAGAAGGAGGCCGAUGGUGCUUAUGGAGAAUGGGUGCCGGUCGAAAAGAAAGUAGAAAAGCUGUCUGCAUCGAGUUCUUCUGGGACCGAGGAAACCUGCAAGAACAGUGAUAGUGUCUUUCCUGAAGCACCUUCUCAGCCUGUGGACAUCACUUUGGCUGUCAGCGAGAGAGCGGUCGCUCAGAAGAGACUGGCGGAAAACCCUUUCGACAUCAAUGCCAUGUGUAUGCUGAAUCGGGCUCAAGAGCAAGUUGAUGCAUGGGCCCAGUCCAACACGAUCCCCGGCCUCUUCACAGGCUCCACCGGCGCCCAAGUGCUCUCGUCCGAUGAGGUCUCUAACAGCGGCCCGCAGGCCUGGAUUAAGAAGGGUCAGUCCUUGUAGCUGCCUCUUUGCCAUGGUCACAGUCAGGCCCCUUCUAUUCACGUCAGAUGCUCGGCCGAUGAUGGGGGCCUAGGUACGUACGUCCUCCAGCACCCUUCCUUCUAUUCAUGUGGAUUUGUGUGUGAACUGAUGCAUUUCUGCCUUGUCCUCCUGUUUGUGUGUUUGUUUGCCCUGAACUAAAUCUCUUGAGAUCUGUUCAGGACGGGGAUCAUGCUUCGCCUGCUGAAGGCUCGCAACUUAUUACUCAUGUGUGAUGGAAAAUACACACUGCCGGUCAAAAGAUAGGAAUUGUUUUUGGAAAGAAGCCUCUUCUGCUCAUCAAGGAUGUGUUUAUUCGAUUGAAAAUAUGGGGGGAAAAUGUGAUAUAUUUUUACUGUUUAAAAUAGAUGUUGUAAAUGUGAGUAGCUGUUAAACUGUAAUUUAUUUCUGCGAUGCGCCGCUGUAUUUCCAGUGUCACAUGAUCCUCAGAAAUCAUUCUAAUAUUUGCUGCUCGAGAAACGUUUCUGUUUAAAAAAAAAAUAAAAACAUGAUACAUUUUAUUUUUCAGUGUUCUUUGAUGAAUAGAAAGUUCAAAGGAACGGAAUUUAGAAUCUUUGUAACAUGUCUUCGCUGUCACUUUUGAUUAAUUUAAUGCAUCCUUUAUGGAUAAAAGUAAUUUUAGAUAAACAUACUAAAAAUGGGUUUCCACAUAAAUAUUGAGCUGCAAAAAAAUCAUUUUAAAACAACAUUUGAGAAAUGCCUCAUGCAGCAAAUACCAGAAUGAUGUCUGAAGAUCAUGUGACACUGAAGACUGGAGGAUUGAUGCUGAAAAUACAGCUGCACAUCACAGAAAUAAGUUACACUUUAACAGAUAUUCACAUAGAAAACAGCUGUUUUAAAUUAAAAUAAUAUUUCACAAAAAUUGCCAUUUUUUUUAUCAAAUAAAUGAAGCCUCGGUGAGCAGAAGAGACUUUAUUUAAAAUUACUACAAAACUUAUAUAUUCCAAACUUUUGGCCGGUAUUGUGUAUUUAUUUACUUCUAUUUGUCCUUGUUUAGUCAUUUAGACCUACAGCAGGUGAGAAAUAAAGGACUCUGUAUUUAAACAUUUUCCAUAUUCUUGAAAUAGUUAAAACCGAAGGCUGUUCUAUCUAAUAUCUAAUGAUAAUU
Carassius carassius (crucian carp) is the source of this 4000-nucleotide messenger RNA. RefSeq names its product protein SON (gene sonb). Gene Ontology annotation, biological process: regulation of cell cycle; regulation of mRNA splicing, via spliceosome. The record is from RefSeq and is a predicted model, not a curated record. Bases 70 to 2853 code for a protein of 927 amino acids. Lineage: Eukaryota; Metazoa; Chordata; Actinopteri; Cypriniformes; Cyprinidae. The transcript is spliced from 10 exons. Gene Ontology annotation, molecular function: RNA binding.